This is a messenger RNA of Aureobasidium uvarum, 342 nucleotides long. Lineage: Eukaryota; Fungi; Ascomycota; Dothideomycetes; Dothideales; Saccotheciaceae. The record is from the annotation of a GenBank genome assembly.
AUGGCGAUUCAACUCGAGGGCAACUCCCUUCUCUAUACCGUCACCACUCUGACAUGUCUUGGAUUCCUCCUCAUUGGCUUCGACAAUGGUUUGAUGGGCGGUUUCAUCAAUGGUAAAUCCUUUACCGAAACCUUUGGCAUUGACACCAACACCAACUAUGGUACCAAUAUCAUCGCAUUGAUUGUAUCAAUCUACGAGAUUGGUUGUUUCAUCGGAGCUGUCACGACCAGUUUCAUUGGUGAAAAGUUGGGUAGACGCAAAUCAGUUCUGAUUGGUGUGGUCAUUAUGAUUGUUGGUAAGAACAUGAGUUCAAACUGCAGUCGGCCCAGAUCACUGACAUAA